AUGCGGUUAGGAGACAGCAGGUGGUGGGAGGUGCUACCAUUCUGCUCAACCUCCGCCUCCACCUCCACCAGCACUAACAGCACCGUCACCGUCACAAGAACUCUCUUGUUCUUUCCAUUCUUUUUCCUCGUUUCUCCUCCUCCCGAUGCCUCCCUUUCGUUUUCUUGUUCUCGUGCUGUUGCUACCACCACUUCUACCACGGUAACGACAAUGGCGUCUUGCGUCUCUACUACGACUACGACUACGACGAUGACACUGGCGAGGCUAAAUGACGAUGAUUAUUAUCAUCAGAAUCAUCCUUUGUUUUCUUUCGCCGCCUGUUUUCGAAGUUUGUUUGUUUCUUCUUCUUCUUCUUCUUCUUCUUCUUCUUCUUCUCUCUCAGUCUUUUUCGUUCGUUUUCAUUUACUUUUGCUUCUCCCCCCUCCUCCUUCUUUUUCUUCUGUUGCUUCUGUUAUCUCUUCCUACUCCCUUUUUGAAUAUUCUUCCUUCUCUCCUCCUUUUAUUCUACGCUUCUUCUCCUCCUCUACUUCCUCUUCCACGUGCCCAUUCUUCUUUCGUUCUACUCUCCUCUUUAUCACCGUUUUUCUUUUGCUCCACAAUUUCUUUUUCCCUCAUUGUCCUCUUCCUCCUCCUCCUCCUCUUUCUUCUUCUUCUUCUUCUUCUUCUUCUUCUUCUUCUUCUUCUUCCAAGUACGACUACCAGCGGUUCACCUAUUGA
Acanthosepion pharaonis is the source of this 717-nucleotide messenger RNA. Lineage: Eukaryota; Metazoa; Mollusca; Cephalopoda; Sepiida; Sepiidae. The record is from the annotation of a GenBank genome assembly.